AUGUAUUUAUUUUUUUUUGUUAUUGAAUUUUGGGAAAAUUUUUAAUUAUAAAUAUUGCGAUAUUAGUGAAAAUUAUAUCUAAAUUAUGAAUUAAUUUUGUUAAAACCACUUAAAAUAUACAAAGAAUUAAUACAUGAUGGCUAAAAAAAAUGCAGAUCCAGUUACUCAAAGAAUUUUUUGUUUUUUUUUGCGAUGAAAGUAUAGAAUAUUGUAACUAUAUAUUAUUAGAUUGUCUACAUGUUUUGUGUGAAACGUGCUUAAAAAAUAACAUUAACGAUGAAUCAUAUGAAAGAUUCAAAUACAACUCAUAAUGUUAGUAAUAUAUCUCACUCUUUGCUUGAACAUUUAUGUCCUACUCACAACUCUGAGAACUUGAAUUUUUAUUGUAACUAUUGUGAAAUAGAAAUAUGUUCACUUUGUCAAUUGUAGGAGCACAAAACACAUUCAUACAGUGGUUUAAAUGAAGUCGAGGAAAGAAUCAAAUCUGAAUUAUUAGACAGGAAAAAUGAAUUGACAUAAGGCUAUAAUAAAUAUACAAAGUAUAUAUAUAUAGGGUGUUUAAAAAAAUAUGACUAAUAUAACAAGAGACUUGAAUGUAAUUGAAGAACAAAAAAAAAAUUAUAGAUUUAAAAAAAAAGAAAUAGUUUGUAAUAUUAAUAAGACUAUAUCAGUUUAACAUUUACUGUUAUGGUGAAAAAAUUUUCAAAAGGAGCUCCUGAAAAAUUCUUAAAAGUGAUUAUUCAAGAAAUUAAUUGACAAAGUAACCUAUUAAAAAAUAUGGUAGAGAAACUAUAUAAAAGUAAUAUUAACCAAUAAAAUUAAAUAAAAAACAAACUAUUAAAGAAACAAAAUGGUAUGAACUAUUAUGUUGAUUUUAUAGAUAUUGUUAUUAAUAAUAAGAAUAAUAAAGACAUAAUUAAACAACAACAGAAAAUUAAAAACCGGUUAGAUCACAUUUCUGUAAGUAUAUCUAAACAUUUGGAAGAUCCUGUUCAGUUUAACAUGUUUUCAUAUGCAUUAAAAAAAAAACUCAAACAAAAUUUAGUAAAAGCUUUAAAAUCAAUAAAAGAUUAUACACAUUUUGAAAUUGAUAAUAUUAAUACAAAAUUGCCUAAAGAAAAACAAAAAAAAAAAUUAUCAAUUACACCAUUAAAACUUCCAAAAGAAAUAUCUAUUUCACUUUAUCAAAAACAAAAAUUAAAUACUACUACAUAUUCAAAAAAAGUGGUCAAUGACAUGCAGACAUUUCAAGCUUUGGUAUCAGAAACACCUCAGGUUACAAAUAUAAAACACAGUGGUAUAUAUGAAACAAAAAAAAAUAUUUCAAGAUGCAGUAUUUCCAUACCAUUUUCUAAAAUUAAGUUGAAAAAAUUGACUGUUGUAAAAAAGUUGCUGUUUUGAAUCUACCUCU
Messenger RNA from Daktulosphaira vitifoliae (grape phylloxera), 1411 nucleotides. RefSeq lists its product as uncharacterized. Lineage: Eukaryota; Metazoa; Arthropoda; Insecta; Hemiptera; Phylloxeridae. The transcript is spliced from 11 exons. Bases 856 to 1401 code for a protein of 181 amino acids. The record is from RefSeq and is a predicted model, not a curated record.